Manihot esculenta (cassava) is the source of this 7858-nucleotide messenger RNA. Its product is annotated as B3 domain-containing transcription factor NGA1. The record is from RefSeq and is a predicted model, not a curated record. Lineage: Eukaryota; Viridiplantae; Streptophyta; Magnoliopsida; Malpighiales; Euphorbiaceae. Bases 689 to 1918 code for a protein of 409 amino acids. Gene Ontology annotation, molecular function: DNA-binding transcription factor activity; DNA binding. The transcript has 4 exons.
AGACUUCAUCCAUGUAGCCUCUUGGGUAUUGGGUCUUUUAAAUCGUACAGAAGAAAAUAUAUAGAGAGAGAGAAACCGAAAAUGAUGAAAAGUACAAGCUCACAUGAGCAGAACCAGAUCAUUCAUGGGCCCCUACGUAUAAUCCUUCUCUCUCAAUUCUCAAUUCUCAAUUCUGGGUCUCUCUUUAAAAGCUGAAAAAAAAAGCAAGAAAAUUUACAUUACUGCUGCACUGGGAGAGAGAGAGAGAGAAGCUUCGUGGGAGGUAGCUCGGAACUUGGAAGCAAAAACCCUCACUCUGUGGGAGCUAGGUCAACAACAAGAACAAUUUGCUCCAUCUCUCAUGUGUGCGGUGAAUUAUUAUCCAUGGCUUAUCUUGUUUAGGGUUUUGGAUUGCUAUUUUUGGUCAAAGAAGAAGGCACCGACCUUUUGCUUGUACUGAGAUGGCUCCCUUUAUGCUUGUCUUGUGGCCUCACAGAUCUUGAAGCAAAAUUUUCCAACCAAGAAAGCACAUCUUUAGCAGGUGAUCCCUUUGUUUUAGCUCAUUUCGCCAUAAUUGAAGUCUCUCUAGCUCCCAACUUUUUUCCUUCACUUUUCUUUUCCCCAUCAUCAAUUUUUUCCUUGUGCAUGGUUGGACUUUUAUCUCCAAGAUCUACCGUGAUAAGGAGCUCAAGAAUUCUAGGAGGUCAUCAUGAACUUUGUUGAACUACAAAGAGGGUAUUGCGAUAAAGAACAAGAAGGAGAAGAGGAAGAAGAGGAAGAGGAGGAAGAAGAGAUUAUGACGAGUAAGCUCCCUUUUUCUUCUCCCUCAUCCUCAUCAUCAUCUUCUACCAAGUACAGAAAUUUUCUGCCACAACACCAGAACCUAUGGCUUGGACCAUCCGACUCUCAACAAGAAUACAAAACCCACGAAUCAUCAUCAUCUCUGAAUUUUGACAACAGACAGGAGCUUAUGGCCCUGUCACUGGGAAACGACAAUGGUACUGUUAAUACCGGUGGAGGUACUAAUGAGCCUAUUGAAAGAGAGCAUAUGUUUGAUAAAGUGGUGACCCCAAGCGAUGUGGGCAAGCUAAAUCGGCUCGUGAUACCAAAGCAAUACGCAGAGAAGUACUUUCCCCUCGAUUCCACAUCGAGUGAGAAGGGCCUCCUCUUGAAUUUUGAAGACCGGAACGGCAAGCCCUGGCGAUUUCGGUACUCUUAUUGGAACAGUAGCCAGAGCUAUGUGAUGACCAAAGGUUGGAGCCGGUUCGUCAAGGAAAAGCAGCUUGAUGCAGGCGAUAUCGUGUCAUUUCAGCGAGGCGUUGGAGAGUCAGGGAAGCACCGGUUGUACAUAGACUGGAGACGCAGGCCUAAUGCACCAGAUCCAACAUCUUUUGCAGAUUUAGAGCUGCAAAAUCAGCUACACUUCCCACAGUCGGUGAGGUGGGACAGGCUUUACUCGCUGCCUCAGCCUUUGUCGUCCUUUCCACGACCAUAUGAACAACCUCAAUUCCAGCAUUUGAGUUACAGAAUUCAUCAUCAUCGGCACCAGCCUUAUAAUCAAUAUCAUUAUCAUCAACAGGCGCAAUAUUACCUAAGACCAGAGGGGGCACUUCCAAUUGGGGCAAUGCAUCAACGAGGGAAUCAAGCUCCAGUGGUGAUUGAUUCAGUUCCAGUCGUUCCCGGUAGAGGCGUCGGAAAGCGGCUGAGGCUUUUCGGUGUAAACAUGGAGUGUCCAACACAAGAAGAUCAGUCUUAUUCUUCUGUUACCAUACCGGCACAUGGCAGUACUGCAACCAUGGGUUCAUUCUCGCCACUUUUAGCUUCCUCAUCUCUUCAGCCUCCCCAGUCAAAGGUACCCGGUAGUUCAAUGACAACAAUGCAAGAACCUGAGUUUUCAAAGAAAGGAAAGACUUCCUUAUCUUUUGAUUUGGAUCUUUGAUGAUCACACAUAUAUUAUCAAGUGAAGAAGCUAGAGAUAUAUAUACCAUUUAUUUUUUAGUAGCGGUACUCCACAUCUAAUUUUGCCAUAUGGGUACUGAAUAUUCAUAAAAUUUCAUCCUUUUUUUGGGGUUUCGUAAUAUCCCCUUCUUCAUUUAAGUUGUUCUAAUUAUUACUGCAUCAUCAGGUUACCGGAUAUUGGGGUUUGUGGAGCGCUAGCAAAAGAGCUAGCAGUGCAAUAUAUAUAUAUACAUCUGCUGCUUAGUUAAGAGGGAGGGAUUGCAGGUGACGUGCAGAAAAGUGUGCAGCGCUGUAAAAGCCCACUUUCUUGUCUGGAUUAAUUGGAGCACAACCACAAAAAGUCCUCUAUCUUGAAAGACAUUUCUUAAAAAUCAGGCAACAAAAACGGCUCAAAUGGGAGGCUUUGAUCAUGAUUUCUACGGUAAGUAGCCAAUCAAUUCAUAUGAAAGUGCAAGACUUAUCCAUUAUUUGACUUUCACUUCCCAUAUUUCUGUGGCUAAAAUGGUGACACUAUAGUGAUAGCAACCAAAAAUAGAAAAAUAAUUGACACUGAUUAGCCACAAAAUACACAGUUUGCCAAGUUAAAUUACUGUAACAUGUGAGGUUACUUUUUAUUAUGGAUUAAAGUUUAGAAAAACUUAACACUGAACCAUUAUUCUAAAACCAUGAUUAAUAGACUACUUAGUACAUCCAACCUAAAACAACUAUGUUUAAGUGAAAAUAUCUAGUAAAAUAGAUACAUAAAAGAAAACAUAAAGCUCAAGAAACUCAUAUACACUUGCAGCAAAUACAAUGAAACAAAUUGAAACCAGGAACUACCCACUGAACCAAAACACAACUUCAGUGGCAAACACAACACCAUAUCUAGGAGUCAGCCAUAGUCAUCAGCUCCAAAACCAUCCUAACAGGCAUAUAAAUAUUGAUAUUUUUUGAAGUUUUUAUAAUUCAUAUAUGAAAUAUAAAUAUAUCCUUUCUUUAUUUAUUUAAACCUAUCUGAUAAUUUUUCCAACAGAAUAAAGAAAUAUAAAGUACUUUGGAAACUGGAGGAAUUAUAUAUUUUUAAUUAGGAGUGUGCAUAUUUCCGUCCAUUUGCUCAUGAAGGCAAUGCUAAUCAACAGUGUUUUGACUCGCCAAGUGAGAUGUGAAAUGGUAAUUAACUAUCUUUGACUCACAAAUUGAGAAUUAGGGCAGCUGAGAAUACCAUUGGUGCUUCUUUCAACCCCUUGUGUGAAGAUAUAUAGAUAUAAACAUGUAUGGUAGUAAUCAUUACUUCAAUCUAAACAAUGCAAAUAAUUUUUGUUGUUAUGCAGAAUAACAUUUCAAAUAAGAGAUUAUGCAUUUACUUUUCAUCAUUCUUAUACAUGCAUGAAAUCUUCAAUUUCAGUUCAUGAUUCUUUUUAGCUGUGAUCGAUAUUCAUCAUUACAUAUAUAUAUAUAUAUAUAAAACCAGCCUUCUUGGAGUACUGGCACCCUUAAAUGGCAUCACAUGCUGAAUCGUCCCAUUUUGAACAUAAUAAUGAAAGAAGCAAAUGCUACUCAAAUGGCGUAUGCCACAGAAAGAAGUAAUCAAGGCGUUUCAAACACACUCUUUCAUUUUUCUUCUAUACGUUAAAAAUGGAAAAAAAAUAGAAGAGAAGCGAAAGUGUUUUUAAAUCAUAAGAACCGCAAAGCUGUGAAGUUGGCUAGAUGAUGAAAACCGACCACGCUCUUGAACUUCGAACACAGUCAUGUUCCUUCUCUUACUUAAAUUAAGUUUCAAAACUAGUUUAUAUUAUAGAGGGGCUAACAUAUAUACCUACUUGGAUAUGCUGAUGCUUUUUUUUAUUAAUAUUAUUAGUUUUUUAACCUUCCUGUUUGCUUCCUUCAUUUGCUCCAAUUAAUAAAGCCAUCGAUCUUACUGCAAAAUUAAGGCACUGGAUUCAUUUAUUACACACAUCAACUUGUAAUAUAGAAAUGAAUCUGUGAAGGUGCAUGAUGAGAAGUAGCAGAAAUGAAGAGGAAGAAACACCCACAUCAUAUGCAUACACACUAGGCUAGUAUUCCCCUUGCUGUACCUCUACCCUACUCGUGGAGGCUUCAGGCUACAGUAACAUGCAUUGAGAUAGAGCAAGGAAUUAACUAUAGAAAAAGCCUAUGGUUGCUUAGCACAGUUACAAACUUGAAAGGGUAACAUAGAAUUAUUGCAGAAUUUGUCACUGAUUUAGUAAUUUCCUAGCUAAUGCCAUGAUACCAUCAACUUGAUUAAUCCCACUGUAAAACAAACUUAAAUGAAUAAUUAAUGCCAAGAAAAGGAAAACCACUAAAUAUCUGAAUUAAUAUAAGAUAAUAUAGAGGAGCAACAGGAUCCAAUUAUUAUAAUAAAGAUUCAUUAAUUUGAGUCACAAGACAAGAUUCCAACGUUCAAAGUCUUGAAAUUGAAGCCCUUUCGGCCUAUAAAGAGAGAGAGUGUGUAUGUAUAUAGGUUAGGUUUAAUAGGCAAUAAUUGACGAUAAGAAAGAAGCCACAUGUGUAAGGUACAAAAGAAAAGAAAGUUUCUUUUUCCAUUUUCUUCCUUUGCCUUUGGAUCUUUUUAUCUUGUUGUCUCCAAAAUUUUGCAGGAUGCGUGCAUUGUACAACACACACACACUCUCACUAGCCAGCUAAUGUUGAUUUAUUUAUUAAAAAUUAUCUUGCAUGGACCACGUUCUUGUAUUUAUCCAUUCACUGUAUCCUUCCAAUACUUAUUACUUGCUAGUGCCCGCAUGCUUUCUUUCUCUGGCACUAUAUGGCUUCUUGUAGAUGCUUUCUUUUCCAUGAAAAUUACCCAAGAGAGUGCAGCAGCAGCAGCCUCUGUGCUUGCUUCAUUUACUCUUACCAUAUGGUUGUGCAGUAGGAAUCAACUAAUCUUCAGAACUAUGAUGUCUUGAGUUUAAAUAUUCAGCAAUGAUCAGAGAUUUGCGACCUAUCCAUCGAUAUCUGCUCUUGCCAAUUGUUCCUCCUACAUUAAGAACCUACACAUCAAAGUGGUGCCUUAAAUUUCAAUGCCACUAAAAAUGGAGAAGGGAGAAUUUUUCUUAAAAAGGUAAAUGAGAGUGAUCCGUAUGGCUAUGCUCCCUGUUGCUUUUUAUCAUGUAUGCACGAUAAGCAACAGCCAAAUUUGGUGUAACAUUAAAGGAGAGUCUGAAGACUCCGGGGGUAGUGUUACCUUUAUAAUAUAAAAAAAUUGGCAAGGCAGUGAAUGGUGAUGUCCCAUACUCGGGACACAAGGAGAGAAGGUGGUUUCCAUUUUUUCUAUUUUGUUACUCGCUGGAUUUUCUACCUGGUGGAUCCUCUAUCCAUAUAUAUACAUAUAUACAUAUAUUUACUCAUCUAUUUAAAAUUGAAAAUAUAAAAACAUGGGUCUUUUUAAUUUUUUAUAUAAGAAAUUCACUUGUUUUAUAAAUUCUUCGUAGUUUAAUUAAGCAAAAUUUUCCAUAUUAUUAGGAAUCUCUCUGAAGCGAAUUCAAAUCUAACAAUUUAUAAACAAUUUUAGUGGCAUAACCUAAACGGUGUUGAUUUAUUUUUGCACUAUUACCUAUCUAAAUUGAAAUGCAGAAUUAAGUACUUAAUAAGAAAAGAGAAGGAAAUGGGCCAAUCUGGUUCAGCCCAUUUUAUUUGGGCUGUAUUUGGAUUCAGGUAGUUUCGGCCUUAUUAGGCCCAUGUUAAUCCUCACCGUAAGAGUUGGAAAAAUAAGUGAAGGAAGCGGCUUUCUGCAGAUUUACAGACAAGACAUGCAGAUACAAUAGAUGAAGUACAGAUGUGUAGAGUGUGGAUUUGCAAUCAAAACACUAUUUUGUGCAGUGCUCGCCGGAAAACAUUCGGCUCACGAAAUGCGUAAAUUUUUUAUAUUAUAUUUUAUUUUCUCUAGCUCAAUGUUAAAUUAACUGCAAAAGAAAAGCUCUUUUUCCCCCCCUAAAUAAUGAAGAGUACUUCAACGCUGCCGCAAGCGAGUAUGCAGAAUGUGAACUCAUGGUAUAUUUCAUACACUUUUCAUUGUUCUUUUCUGUAAUUUCUCUCUCUCUGUGCCUUGGCUCAGCGAAAGCUUAUAUAUAUAUUGGGGGAAUUUUAUAGAUUAUUCUGAUUUAUUUCAUUCUGCACAAGCAAAAGCGUAUAGACAUCUUCUCUGUAAUGAGCUUAAUCUAGUAACUGUGAAAUUAGAGGUACAGCCAGCUUACUUUGAUUUUAAAGUCUCUUACAGUUGGAUUUCAAUAGGGGCAUUGUUUCUUUCCCUAUCUGUAUCUCCAGCGAAUGGAUGCCUUGUUCAAUACAAGUUCGUAUUUCUUCAUUAUUUUUUAUAUACUGUUGGUCGAUUUGCAACCUUCAUAUCUUGAUUGGGACACUCAAUUGUUUUGUAUUUGCAACAAUGAUUUUACUGAACUCAGUUUGAUUCUCCAGGUAAAUAUUUGCUUUACUUGCAAGGUUCUUUUUCACCAUCUUCAUGGAUGCAUGUUGCUUGCAAUAUGUUGAGUAUAGAUCACUAGUAAAAAAUUUCCAUGCAUUCUACAGGUUAUCCUUGAGUAUAAGAGUACCAAGAACCCCUUUAGUAAAAGUAUUUUAUGUGACCAACGAAUAAAUUAGGAUGGUGGAGCUGUAAGGAGCUUUGAUGGAACUAUAACUACUUAUAGAAAGACAUUGAUAUAUCAUUAGUUUGGAUUCACUUGAAAAUGGAAUCUUGAGAUCAGUUAUUGGAAUGAAUAAGAAAAUAGAAGUUCAUGUUGGAAACCUCUCAUAACAUGGAAUUUGGAGGUAUCACUAUGAGGGAUUCUGUGAGGGUAUGUCUUCUUUUGAGAAGAUCAAUUCUUGAAUAUAUUUCUCUGAGUGUGAGAUUCUACCAAUCCUUAUUUGAUGUUGUGAAAGAUGGAGUGUUCAUUGGUAAAUUUGCCAAACUACUUGAAAAUUCAUAGUUCCACUGUCGCAUUAUGGUCUUAUAAUGCUUUUGAUGCCUCAUAAGCCUAUCUGUGCGGCUGUUCUUGGGACUAUAGUUGAGUUUACCUAUGAACAUGGGGCUUUAACUCACAGAAGAGAAAUAGAAUCAUACACUUUGCUUCUAGUCUAAAAUGGCUAUUGGCUAAACAGUUGUUAGUGGUGGUACUUGGAAUGUUGUUAAAGCUAGAUUAUGUUAGACUACUUCCUUCUAUAAUUGGAAUAUUGUUUUGUUGGUUGAAAUUGGCAAAGGUUUCUAUUUUUUUCUAAACCCCUAUUUUUUACUUGGAUGGAUGUCCCCAAUUAUUGAGGUAUUUAACUCAGAAGUCCUUUAACAUGUCGUUGCAUGUUACCAAGAUCACUAUGAUGCUUGUAAUCUUGUUUCAACUUACAAGACUCAGAGCAAGCGGAUAGUGGAUAAUCCUUUUAACAUGUGGUAUUUCCUUCCUGUGGUAACUUCAGUAUGAAAAAUCUGAAGAAAACUCUACUAGUUGUUGAAUUGCUGGAUAAUUGCACGUUGAGAAACUGUUGAUUCAUCCUGUUCUGAUGACAUGAAAAAAUGUAAAUUAUUUUAUUAUUUUUUGGGGGGCUUUGAAUUAUUGUUAUUAUUGUUGGGGCUAUCUGAUGCAUGUGUGUAUUAUAUAAUAGAAACUUGCAGGGUGUGAAAGAGGUUGUGAGAUUAGCAGCUGAAAUGAAGUGGUUUGGGGAGUUAAUGAGUUUUGUCAAACCUUUUGUUGAACUUUCUUUUUCCUGUGUGAAACAGUAAUUACUGAUUCGGAUCUGAGCAAAUGCAUUGAGGCCUGCUUCUGUGUAUGCGCCUUGAAGUUGCUUGCCAAUCAGGUGCCCCUGGCCCUGCACUAAUUGAAUCAUUAAGACACUGAAACAUCUGUGAUAUUUUAUGUUGUUGUCUCAUUCACACAAGUAUUGAUUUUGUUCAAGUUAAAUUCUAUUCUAUUUUAUUUUUAUUUCCUGCUUAGUA